Lactuca sativa (garden lettuce) is the source of this 2898-nucleotide messenger RNA. RefSeq names its product eukaryotic translation initiation factor 3 subunit A. Gene Ontology annotation, molecular function: translation initiation factor activity; mRNA binding. Gene Ontology annotation, cellular component: eukaryotic translation initiation factor 3 complex, eIF3m; multi-eIF complex; eukaryotic translation initiation factor 3 complex, eIF3e. NCBI's taxonomy places the organism in Eukaryota, Viridiplantae, Streptophyta, Magnoliopsida, Asterales, Asteraceae. The record is from RefSeq and is a predicted model, not a curated record. Gene Ontology annotation, biological process: translation reinitiation; formation of cytoplasmic translation initiation complex.
AUGUCUACUUUUGCUAAACUAGAGAAUGCUUUGAAACGGGCUGAAGAAUUAAUAAAUGUUGGUAAAAAAAAAGAUGCACUUCAAGCUCUUCAUGAUCUAAUUACAUCAAAGAGGUACAGAGCAUGGCAGAAAACACACGAAAAGAUCAUGUUCAAGUACAUCGAGUUGUGCAUUGACAUGAGGAUGGGUAGAUUUGCCAAAGAUGGUCUCAUCCAGUAUCAAAUAAUAUGCCAACAAGUUAAUGUAAAUUCAUUAGAGGAAGUCAUAAAGCACUUCAUGGAUCUUUCAACCAAGAGGGUUGAGUUGGCACGUACACAGGAUGAAGCUUUAGAGGAAGCUCUGGAUGCUGAUGAUCUUGAAGUUGACAAAAGACCAGAAGAUCUGAUGUCAAGCUAUGUCAGUGGUGAAAAGGGAAAAGAUCACUCUGAUAGAGAGCUUGUGACUCCAUGGUUCAAGUUCUUAUGGGAAACUUAUAGAACAGUUCUUGAAAUCCUGCGAAACAACUCCAACUUAAUGGCACUUUAUGCAAAUACAGCAGAUCGUGCGUUUCAAUUCUGCAAACAAUACAAAAGAACAAUUGAGUUUAGUAGGGUUUGUGAGAUCAUCGGGAAUCAUCUUGAUAACUUAAACAAAUACAGAGAUCAAAGGGAUAGACCUGACCUAAAUGCCCCUGAAAGUCUACAUUUUUAUCUUGAUACAAGAUUUAAGCAACUCAAAGUUGCAAUUGAGCUAGAACUUUGGCAGGAAGCUUUUCGUUCCGUGGAAGAUAUUUAUGGACUAACAAGCAUGGUGAAGAAAAUGUCUAAAUCGUCCCUGAUGGCUAUUUACUAUGCAAAAUUGACUGAGAUCUUUUGGAUUUCAUCAAGCCAUUUAUACCAUGAGUAUGCAUGGUUUAAGCUUUUUCAACUUCAAAAAAGCUUCAAUAAGAAUCUAAACCAGAAAGAUCUGCAACUGAUUGCAUCAUCAGUUUUGCUAGCUGCACUUUCAGCUUCUCCAUAUGAUCACCUUAAAACUGAUUCUCAUUUGCAACUUGAGCAUGAAAAAGAACGCAAUCUCAGAAUGUAUAAUCUUAUUGGGUUCAAUACUGAUGCAAAGAUUGAGACAAGAGAUGUGCUUUCUAGGUCAUCUCUUCUUGUAGAUCUGGUUUCUAAAGGGAUGAUGACAUAUGUAACCCAAGAAGUGAAGGAUUUAUACAAUCUUCUAGAAAAUGAAUUUCUGCUAUUGGAUUUGGCAUCAAAAGUAGAGCCAUUGUUGACUAAGAUAGCAAAACUUGGGGGGAAAAUAUCAUCAACUUCUUAUGUUCCAGAAGUGCAGCUUUCUCAGUAUAUUCCUGCUUUGGAAAAAGUAGCCACCUUAAGACUACUACAACAGGUGUCCCAAGUAUACCAAACAAUGAAAGUUGAGACUUUAUCAAAAAUGGUUCCUUUCUUUGACUUCUCAGCUGUAGAGAGGAUCUCUGUUGAUGUUAUGAAGCAUAAUUUCAUUGCUAUGAAAGUUGACCACAUGAAGGGUGCAAUCAUUUUUGGUGAUUUGGGUUUUGAAUCUGACAUUCUACAAGACCACUUGAGUGUUUUGGCUAUAAAUCUGAAUAAAUCAAGGUCCCUAAUAUACCCUUCUCAAUCCAAAGCAUCAAAAUUGAGUGCUAUGCUACCAAGCUUGGCAGAUAUUGUAGAUAAAGAGCACAAAAAGCUUCUUGCUCGUAAAUCCAUCAUUGAAAAACGAAAAGAAGAACAAGAACGACACCUUCUUGAAAUGGAACGAGAAAAGGAGACAAAAAGAAUAAAACUAUAGAAGAAAGCCGAAGAAGCAGAACAAAAAAGACUUGCAUCAGAAUUUGAAGAAAGGAAGCACCAAAGAAUCCUUAGGGAGAUUGAGGAACAUGAGCGUGAAGAAGCACAAGCUUUACUAAAUGAUGUUGGGAAACGUAUCAAAAAGAAAGGAAAGAAGCCCAUCAUUGAAGGGGAAAAGAUGACUUGCACCUCAUUGAUGGAGCUAGCAAUGCAGGAGCAAGUUAGAGAGAGGCAGGAAAUGGAAAAGAAGAUGCGAAAACUAAUCAAGACUAUGGAUCACUUUGAAAGGGCAAAAAGGGAAGAAGUUGCACCUCUCAUUCAAGCUGCUUUCCAAAGAUGUUUAGCUGAAGAGAAACUCCACCAUGAACGCGACCAACGGGUUGAGUUGAGCAGAGAGCGUCAUGAGGGAGAUCUAAAGGAGAAGUAUAGACUUGCUCAUGUUAUGGAACAUAAGAUGGAACUUGAAGAAAGAGUUGUGAGGAGCCGAAAGGCAGAGUUUGAUAGAAUGAGAGCUGAAAGAGAGGAAAGAAUUGGUCAAAUCCUCAAGGCACGAAGAGAGGAAAGGGACUUAAAAAGGAAAAUGUUGUUUUAUUUGAAAACUAAAAAAGAAAGGCUCAACAGGUUGCUUGAGGAAGAAGAAACCCGUAAACGUAAAGAGGCUGAAAAACAUAAGAAAGAGGAGGCUGAAAGGAGGGCAAAGUUGGAUGAAAUAGCUAAAAGACAAAGGAAAAGAGAACAAGAAUUGGAAGAAAGAGAAAGUCUCAGAAAGGAAGCCAUCCUACGUGGAACACCACUGCCACUUGAUGGCCCAACCAUACCCUCUAAGCUUUCGGUUGCUAGAGUUUCCACUCCGGCAGCAGCGACGACAACACCAGCUGCAGCUGGGGGAGGAUCUGGUGGUGGGAAAUAUGUCCCCAGGUUCCGUAGCGGUGGGGCGGUAGAGACAGCGGCGACACAGGGUGGGGGAGUGGGAAACAAGAGGAGCAUGAGGCGGCUCCACCAAGUGACAAGUGGCGUCCGUCUUCAUUUGGUGGUGGUGCUACUAGCGGAGGAGGAAAGAGUUGGUCUUCAGCUAGGUUUUCACGGUGAGAGUUUGGUUUUUGAGUAG